CUUUGAGGGUAGUUAGUUGGACACGGCGUUGCCGAAAACGGGCCACCUCAGCUGCCGCACAAUACAUUUUUGGCCAUGUACAUAAAACCAAAAGCCGUUUAAAUCAUAAACACAAAAUGCAAUUAGCCAGCGAGCGCACGCCACGAGAGUCAACAGACUAACUAACUAACUAAGCCAGUGUCAUCGAGUGAACUAAAUUAGUGCAAGCAGCUAGCCGAACCGGAACCGGAAAUGCCCAUUGAGCCGCCCGACAACGAACACAUAAACAAACACAACCGCCAUUGCAUUGCCAGCGGCCAUAAAGACGAGCAACAAAUCGCCCACACACACAUGUAGUUGCAGCUCGGCGCGUGUGUGUGUGUGUCAGUGUGUGCGGGCUCUGAAAACCGGAAGCGGAAGUCGAGGAGCAGCCGGAUUAGAAGGAUUCGAAAGAGGAGCUAGAGGAGCUGGAGGAGCAGGGGGAGCAGCUAGAUUGGCCAGUUUUUCAUUCGCCCGCAGUUCGUUAAGGAAAAUCAUUCAAAAUUCAUCGCCUAAGCAAAGCGGAUGCCGCACAAGAGAGAGAGAGAGAGAGAGAGUCGCGAAUAGAUCAAUCAAUUAAUCAAUCAAAACCGAGCAUAUCAACCGAGAGGCCAAUACAAUAAACCAACCCAGAGAACCGAAAUCAAAGUUCAACGUUGCAUUUAGCGUUUGCCCAGUUCAACUUCCCGUUCCCGUUCCAGUUGCAGUUCCAUUUGGCACUUGAUUGCAUGCCGCGGAUGAGCCGCGGAUUAUGUCACGUGACGAUUAUAAUCCAGUAACUAGCUCUGGUGUGCGCAGUCCGGGUCGCGUGCGGCGUCUCCAGGAAUUGCCGACGGUCGAUCGAUCCCCAUCCCGGGACUACGGCGCUCCACGCGGAAGUCCUUUAGCAAUGGGCAGUCCAUACUACCGCGACAUGGAUGAGCCAACCAGUCCGGCCGGAGCGGGUCACCAUCGCAGCCGGAGCGCCAGCAGACCACCGAUGGCCCAUGCCAUGGACUAUCCAAGAACCCGCUACCAAUCGCUGGAUCGCGGCGGACUCGUCGAUCCCCACGAUCGCGAGUUCAUACCCAUUCGGGAGCCUCGCGAUCGUUCCCGGGACAGGUCCUUAGAAAGGGGACUGUAUCUAGAGGACGAGCUCUAUGGCAGAUCGGCCAGGCAGAGUCCCAGUGCCAUGGGUGGAUAUAAUACGGGCAUGGGCCCCACAUCGGAUCGAGCUUAUUUGGGCGACCUGCAGCACCAGAACACCGACCUGCAGCGGGAGCUGGGCAACCUGAAAAGGGAACUGGAGCUGACCAACCAAAAGCUGGGCAGCUCGAUGCACAGCAUCAAGACCUUCUGGUCGCCGGAGCUCAAGAAGGAGCGGGCCCUGCGCAAGGAGGAGAGUGCCAAGUACAGUCUGAUCAAUGAUCAGUUGAAGCUACUAAGCACGGAGAAUCAGAAACAAGCCAUGUUGGUGCGUCAGCUGGAGGAGGAGCUGCGCCUGCGGAUGCGGCAGCCCAACUUGGAGAUGCAGCAGCAGAUGGAGGCGAUCUACGCGGAGAACGACCACUUGCAGCGGGAGAUCAGCAUCCUGCGCGAGACGAUCAAGGAUCUCGAGUGCCGGGUGGAGACCCAGAAGCAAACGCUGAUUGCCCGCGACGAGAGCAUCAAGAAGCUGCUGGAAAUGCUGCAGGCCAAGGGAAUGGGCAAAGAGGAGGAGCGCCAGAUGUUCCAGCAGAUGCAGGCCAUGGCCCAGAAACAGAUGUACAAUACCUACACGGGCGCCAGCGGAAGCAGUCCCCCAUUGCCGGACAUUAUUGGGCAGUACUACGGGCCGGGUGGUCUGGGUCCGGGCCCCCUGUCCUACGGCUCGGGCAAUGGUUACGCCCCAGCGGGCUACGAUCUGUACGGACCCUCGACCUCGCAGGCAGCCGUGGGGGGUUACGGACUGUACGAUCCCCAGAUCUAUGGACCGUGUCAGACCUCACCGAUCCGAAGAAGGCGUUACAGUAUUGCCGGCCUACCCUCGGCCACCAUGUAUAAUGAUGUCUAUGGCUAUCCUGCACCUCCUUUGCAACAGACCAGCUCUUCGAAUAUAGUAAAUCUACUGAACGAGGCCCACAAGUCAAUAUCGCGCAGUUCGCAGAUCCUAAAUCUUACGAAUCAGGCCCGUCAGCUGGGUCAGCUGGUGACGACGCCCCUGGGCGGUCCCGUGGGCAUGGGCCUGGGUCGAGUGGUCUCCAGCUAUCCCACCCUGCAUCCGGGGGAUACUUCGCCGCCCUACCUCAACGACAACCUAAUGCAAAUGUCCACAAGCUUCUCGUCGCAGCCCAAUAUGUACUUCCAGCCGCAGGGGCAGCAGCAGGUGCAGCAAGUCCUUCCCAGUCAACUGACGGCGGCCCAAAGUGCGGCUGCAGCGGCAGCCCGACUGCGACCGGCCUACUCCGUGACGAAUCUGGUGUCCAACUAUCCAACUACCAACUAUGGCAGCUGCAAGUACGGGGGCUAUGGUAAUCCCUACCAAAGCGAUUUGGGCUAUGGCAAUCCACUGGCCCCCUUCCAGCAGCGCCAACUGAUGGCCCACCAAUCGCUGCAUGCCUCCAAUCCCGCCAUUUCGCAGUAUUACCAGAAUCAGGGAUUGGGAUCGGGAGCAUCGGCGGCGGCUUUGGCCUACAAUCUGCAGCAACAGUUCGCGGGAACGCAGCACUAUGGAGGCGGAUCUCAGGGCCCACCGUUGGGACACUCGCACAUCCAGGCAUCGGUGCAACAGCAGAUGCAUCCGCAGUAUCAGUACCAUGUGCAUCAGCAUCAGAAUCACCUGCAGACACAUCCACUGGCGGCGUUGGCCAAUACAAGUGGACCAUUUGGUGGAACGCUCGCUAGCAGUGCCCGGGAUUAUGUGGAUGGACUGCAUCAUGCGGCCCACUCACAUACGCAUCCGCAUACGCAUCCGCAUUCGCAUCCGCACCACACCACGCAUCAUUCGCAUCACACGGCAUAUCCGCACUCGCAUUCGCACCAUCAGCAGCAGCAGCCGCAUCAAGCCCACCAUCAUCACCAUCUGCCAUACUCGAAACUAGACUUAGAUUACCCGAAACUGCCGCAAGAGCAUAAGCGACAACUGGACGAAUUCCGUCUUGAAAUACAGAGAAGGGAUCAAGAGAUCCUGGCGAUGGCGGCCAAAAUGAAAACCCUCGAGGAGCAGCACCAGGACUACCAGCGGCACAUAGCGGUGCUCAAGGAGUCGCUAUGUGCCAAAGAGGAGCACUACAACAUGCUGCAGACGGACGUCGAGGAGAUGCGCGCCCGCCUUGAGGAGAAGAACCGCCUGAUCGAGAAGAAGACCCAGGGCACCCUGCAGACUGUUCAGGAGCGCAAUCGCCUCACCAGCGAGCUCACCGAGCUCAAGGACCACAUGGACAUCAAGGACCGCAAGAUCAGCGUGCUGCAGCGCAAGAUCGAGAACCUGGAGGAUCUCCUCAAGGAGAAGGACAACCAGGUGGACAUGGCGCGGGCCCGUCUGUCAGCCAUGCAGGCCCACCACAGCAGCUCCGAGGGGGCCCUGACCAGCCUAGAGGAGGCCAUCGGCGACAAGGAGAAGCAGAUGGCCCAGCUGCGGGAUCAGCGGGAUCGUGCCGAGCACGAGAAGCAGGAGGAGCGGGAUCUCCAUGAGCGCGAGGUGGCCGACUACAAAAUCAAGCUGCGGGCCGCCGAGAGUGAGGUGGAGAAGCUGCAGACGCGUUUGGAGCGAGCGGUCACCGAGCGGGAACGGCUGGAGAUCAAGCUGGAGGCCUCGCAGAGCGAACUGGGCAAGUCGAAGGCCGAGCUGGAGAAGGCCACCUGCGAAAUGGGCCGGAGCAGCGCCGACUGGGAGUCCACCAAGCAGAGAAUCGCCCGUUUGGAACUGGAGAACGAGCGGCUGAAACACGAUCUGGAACGUUCGCAGAAUGUACAAAAGUUAAUGUUCGAAACGGGCAAGAUAUCGACAACGUUUGGCAGGACCACGAUGACCACGUCCCAGGAACUGGAUCGAGCCCAGGAGAGGGCCGAUAAGGCCUCGGCCGAACUGCGACGCACCCAGGCCGAACUGAGAGUCACACAGUCGGAUGCGGAGAGAGCACGUGAAGAGGCGGCCGCCCUGCAGGAGAAACUGGAGAAGAGCCAGGGCGAGGUGUACCGACUCAAGGCGAAGCUGGAGAAUGCCCAGGGCGAGCAGGAGAGUCUGCGCCAGGAGCUGGAGAAGGCGCAGAGCGGUGUCUCUCGCAUCCACGCCGAUCGCGAUCGGGCCUUCUCCGAGGUGGAAAAGAUCAAGGAGGAGAUGGAGCGCACCCAGGCCACGUUGGGCAAGUCGCAGCUGCAGCACGAGAAACUGCAGAAUUCGCUGGACAAGGCCCAGAACGAGGUCGAUCAUCUGCAGGAUAAGCUGGACAAGAUGGGCACGGAGAACCGUCGCCUGGUCCUCGAGAAGGAGAAGCUCACCUACGACUACGACAACCUGCAGUCGCAACUGGACAAGGCCUUGGGCCAGGCGGCCAGGAUGCAGAAGGAGCGCGAGACCCUCUCGUUGGACACGGAUCGCAUACGCGAGAAGCUGGAGAAGACGCAGGUGCAACUGGGUCGCAUCCAGAAGGAGCGGGAUCAAUUCUCCGACGAGCUGGAGACGCUCAAGGAGCGCUCGGAAUCGGCGCAGACCCUCUUGAUGAAGGCCGCCCGCGAUCGGGAGGCAAUGCAAACGGAUCUGGAAGUCCUGAAGGAGCGCUACGAGAAGUCCCAUGCCAUUCAGCAGAAACUCCAGAUGGAGCGUGACGAUGCGGUCACCGAGGUGGAGAUCCUCAAGGAGAAGCUGGACAAGGCACUGUAUGCCAGCCAAAAGCUGAUCGACGAGAAGGACACCUCCAACAAGGAGUUCGAGAAGAUGCUGGAGAAGUACGAUCGGGCCCAGAACGAGAUAUACCGCCUGCAGUCCCGCUGCGAUACGGCCGAGGCGGAUCGAGCUCGCCUGGAGGUGGAGGCGGAACGAUCCGGGCUGGCAGCCGGCAAGGCUCGCGAGGAUCUGCGCAAGCUGCAGGACGAGAGCACACGGCUGCAGGAGGCCUGCGAUCGGGCGGCGCUCCAGCUGAGCCGCGCCAAGGAGUGCGAGGAUAAUGCGCGCAGCGAGCUGGAGCACAGUCGCGAUCGCUUCGACAAGCUGCAAACGGACAUCCGCCGGGCCCAGGGCGAGAAGGAUCACUUCCAGUCGGAGCUGGAGCGAGUCACCUACGAGCUGGAGCGUGCCCAUGCCGCCCAGACCAAGGCUGGUGCCAGCGUGGAGGCGGCCAAGGAGGAGGCGGCCCACUAUGCCGUCGAGCUGGAGAAGAUGCGCGAUCGGUACGAGAAGAGCCAGGUGGAGUUGCGCAAGCUCCAGGACACGGACACGUUUGGCCGGGAGACCCGACGUCUCAAGGAGGAGAACGAGCGGCUGCGCGAGAAGCUGGACAAGACGCUCAUGGAACUGGAGACCAUACGCGGCAAGUCGCAGUACGAGUCGGAGUCCUUCGAGAAGUACAAGGACAAGUACGAGAAGAUCGAGAACGAAGUGCAGAACAUGGAGUCGAAGCUGCACGAGACCAGUCUCCAGCUGGAGCUGUCCAAGGGCGAGGUGGCCAAGAUGCUGGCCAUGCAGGACAAGCAGCGAUCCGAACUGGAGAGGGCACACAUCGAGCGGGAGAAGGCGCGGGACAAGCACGAGAAGCUGCUGAAGGAGGUCGAUCGUUUGCGCCUGCAACAGUCCUCGGUGAGCCCCGGCGAUCCGGUCCGAGCGUCGACGUCCUCAUCCGCCGCUCUGUCCGCUGGCGAGCGGCAGGAGAUCGACCGCCUGCGGGAUCGCCUCGAGAAGGCGCUGCAGUCGCGCGACGCCACCGAGCUGGAGGCCGGUCGCUUGGCCAAGGAACUGGAGAAGGCGCAAAUGCAUCUGGCCAAGCAGCAGGAGAACACCGAGUCCACGCGCAUCGAGUUCGAGCGCAUGGGCGCCGAGCUGGGACGCCUCCACGAUCGCCUCGAGAAGGCGGAGGCCGAGCGGGAGGCGCUGCGUCAGUCCAGCCGAGGUGGCGCCACCGCAGCUGCCCCCCAUCCACAGCUGGAGAAGCAUGUCCAGAAGCUGGAGUCCGAUGUCAAGCAGCUGGCGGUGGAGCGGGAACAACUGGUGCUGCAGCUGGAGAAGAGCCAGGAGAUCCUUAUGAACUUCCAGAAGGAGCUGCAGAACGCCGAGGUGGAGCUGCAAAAGACGCGCGAAGAGAAUCGCAAGUUGCGCAAUGGCCACCAAGUACCACCCGCCGCUGCCCCUGCCGCAACACCCGGAGCCUCUCCCGCCGAGAUUCAGGCCAUGCAGAAGGAGAUCCAGACGCUGCAGCAGAAGCUGCAGGAGUCGGAGCGUGCCCUCCAGGCAGCUGGUCCCCAGCAGGCUCAGGCCGCAGCGGCGGCCCAAGGAGCGAGUCGCGAGGAGAUCGAGCACUGGCGCAAGGUCAUCGAGCAGGAGAAAGGACGCGCCGACAUGGCCGACAAGGCCGCCCAGGAGAUGCACAAGCGCAUUCAGCUUAUGGACCAACACAUCAAGGAUCAGCACGCCCAGAUGCAAAAGAUGCAGCAGCAGAUGCAACAGCAGCAGCAGCAGGCGGCGCAGCAGCAACAGUCCGCAGCAAGUGCCGGCGGAGCGGACGCCAAGGAGAUGGAGAAGGUCAGGGGCGAGCUCCAGGCAGCCUGCACCGAGCGGGAUCGCUUCCAGCAGCAGCUGGAACUCCUGGUCACAGAGCUGGAAAAGAGCAAGAUGUCCAACCAGGAGCAAGCGAAGCAACUGCAGACCGCGCAGCAACAAGUGCAGCAACUGCAGCAACAGGUACAACAGCUGCAACAGCAGAUGCAACAACUGCAGCAGGCCGCCAGUGCGGGUGCAGGCGCCACCGAUGUGCAGCGCCAGCAGCUGGAGCAGCAACAGAAGCAACUGGAGGAGGUGCGCAAGCAGAUCGACAACCAGGCCAAGGCCACCGAGGGCGAGCGCAAGAUUAUCGACGAGCAGCGCAAGCAGAUCGACGCCAAGCGCAAGGACAUCGAGGACAAGGAGAAGAAGAUGACCGAGUUCGAUGUCCAGCUGCGCAAGCGCAAGGAGCAGAUGGACCAGCUGGAGAAGUCCCUCCAGACGCAAGGAGGCGGAGCGGCGGCCGCCGGCGAGCUCAACAAGAAGCUCAUGGACACGCAGCGACAGUUGGAAGCAUGCGUCAAAGAGCUGCAGAACACAAAGGAGGAGCACAAGAAGGCGGCAACCGAAACGGAGCGUUUGCUGCAAUUGGUACAAAUGUCUCAGGAGGAGCAGAAUGCCAAGGAGAAGACCAUCAUGGAUUUGCAACAAGCCUUAAAGAUCGCUCAAGCCAAAGUCAAACAAGCACAAACGCAGCAACAGCAGCAGCAGGAUGCUGGGCCAGCUGGCUUCUUGAAGAGCUUUUUCUAAACAGUGCCCCUGGAAAACCAAAGAUUCACACAUCUUCAGAUGCAGAUGAGGCAAAAGGAAUACACCCGUACUAUUUACCCAAAGCGAUAAUGGAAAACCAAAAACAGCAAGAAAUUAUCAAAAGCACUGUCUACUAUU
Molecule: messenger RNA, 7615 nt
Organism: Drosophila subpulchrella
Lineage: Eukaryota; Metazoa; Arthropoda; Insecta; Diptera; Drosophilidae
Gene: brp
Product: plectin
Exons: 22
Coding region: 770-7477 (2235 amino acids)
Biological process (GO): neuromuscular synaptic transmission; maintenance of presynaptic active zone structure; regulation of synaptic plasticity
Cellular component (GO): cytoskeleton of presynaptic active zone
Molecular function (GO): structural constituent of presynaptic active zone
Source: RefSeq, a predicted model, not a curated record